UACACCGAAGAAUACAUGCGGCACACCUCGCCCACGUCUAAGUCACCGUACCCCCUGAUUGGCCAGUCUACCCCACUCGGUCCCGCCCAUUCUGAUUCCGUCACGCACCCUCCUCAGCGACGGCGGUUGGUUGAGAGUCCGCGCGGCGGAGAAGGAACAACAGAGCUGACAGCAGCACGCGACUCCAGUCACGUCAAGGAGAAGAUGGAGCAGCACACAGGCGCCGCGGAGUUCAACAUCUUGUUAGCUACUGACUCCUACAAGGUCACACAUUACAAACAGUAUCCACCAAACACCACCAAGGUGUACUCUUACUUUGAGUGCCGCGAGAAGAAGACAGACCCUACCAAGCUCAGAAAAGUCAAAUACGACAAAACGGUCUUCUAUGGGCUUCAGUACAUUCUCCACAGAUAUUUAAAAGGACAGGUCGUCACACGAGAGAAGAUUCAGGAAGCAAAAGAGGUGUACCGGGAACACUUUCAGGAUGAUGUGUUCAAUGAAAAAGGAUGGAAUUACAUUUUGGAGAAAUACAACGGUCACCUGCCCAUCGAGAUCAAGGCUGUGCCGGAGGGAAGCGUUAUCCCGCGUGGGAAUGUGCUGUUCACCGUAGAAAGCACAGAUCCGGAGUGUUACUGGCUCACUAACUGGGUAGAGACUAUCCUGGUUCAGAUCUGGUAUCCCAUCACUGUCGCGACAAACUCGCGAGAACAGAAGAAGAUCCUGGCCAAAUAUCUCAUGGAAACGUCAGGAAGCCUGGAAGGACUGGAAUAUAAACUGCAUGACUUUGGCUACAGAGGGGUUUCAUCUCAAGAGACGGCUGGAAUCGGCGCAUCUGCACACUUGGUAAACUUCAAAGGAACAGACACCGUGGCCGGGAUCUGUGCUAUCAAGAAGUACUACGGCACCAAAGACCCGGUUCCUGGUUUCUCCGUUCCAGCUGCAGAACACAGCACAAUCACUGCCUGGGGAAAGGACCAUGAGAAGGAUGCUUUUGAACACAUCAUCAAGCAGUUCCCGUCUGUCCCCGUGUCUAUCGUCAGCGACAGCUACGACAUCUACAACGCCUGCGAGAAGAUCUGGGGUGAGGACCUGAGGGGUCUGAUCGAGAAGAGGAGUGCAGACGCCCCGCUGGUGGUCCGACCGGAUUCGGGAAACCCUCUAGACACAGUGCUAAAGGUCCUAGAAAUUUUAGGAAAGAAGUUUCCUCUGGUUGAGAACUCUAAAGGCUAUAAGGUGCUUCCGCCCUACAUCCGAGUCAUUCAGGGCGACGGUGUGGACAUCAAUACUUUACAGGAGAUUGUGGAGGGCAUGAAAGAACACAGAUGGAGCAUCGAGAACAUCGCAUUUGGCUCAGGAGGAGCACUGCUGCAGAAACUGACCCGAGAUCUGCUCAACUGCUCUUUUAAGUGCAGUUAUGUGGUGACGAACGGACUGGGCGUCAACGUCUUCAAAGACCCUGUUGCAGACCCCAACAAAAGGUCAAAGAAGGGUCGGCUUUCUCUUCACAGGACGCCGAGUGGAGAUUUUGUUACUCUGGAAGAGGGGAAGGGUGAUCUGGAGGAAUAUGGAGAGGACUUGCUGCACACUGUGUUCAGAAACGGGAAGAUUGUGAAGACGUACUCCUUCGAUGAGGUCAGAGACAAUGGCAAGCUGAAGGAGAGCGAACUGGAGGAUCUUCUGCUGUGAGAUCGUCUCCCAUCAGCCCUUUCUCUCACAGUCACCCCACGCUCAGUGUACAGAGCUGUUCUAUGUUUCUGUCAACUGACUCCACUAUGCUUUAGUGUCUCUUUCUAAUGGCGGAUGAGAGCACUUAUCAUGCUAUUUAAAUCAUUUAACUGUGUAUUUGACCAAGUGUGUUAUUGAUCACACGUCUUUGCAGGAAUGGAGACGUUUAUGUGUGCGUAUACCACGAGAAGAUUUGCUUUGCUUGACUUUAGGACUGAAAGGUAAUAGUUCCGUGUUUGUUGAAUGUGAAUGUUGUGUGUAGGGUUUAUCACUUUAUCCAAGGAUUGAUUUAUUCCUUUAUGCAAAGGAGACGGCAGAACUAGAGGCACACUUUCAUUCUCUUUCAUCGGCCUUGUGUUUAUUUUAUGUCAUGUCUGGUUUUAUUUGAAUGAUGAAAUAUAAAAGAGGAUGUUUAGAUUGCAUUUCACCUUAAAAUCAAGAGGAAAAAAUAAGAAACUUAAUUUUGCAUGAAGUAAUUAGCAUUUUUGGUGUUAAUAUUUUACCACCAUUUAUUAGCAAAAAUUAAAGUCUGGACAGCACACAUGCUCUAUAAAUACUGUAUUUAGAAAAAGAUUUACACACCGUAUUUUUUGAGUAUUUCAGUAAAAUGAUUACAUAAGGACAUAUAUAAACUUUCUUUAUGCAAAAUAUAUAAUCUUACUUCUUUCUUUUGAUUUUUGGGUCGAAAUAUGAUCUGGACUUGAAAGGAUUCAUCUAAAUAUAAUACACCUUUUCCUUUCUGCAGAGACCAUUAUCCUUGUUUUGCCAACUUGUUAAAUGCUACAUCAGAAAUAUACAAUGUAAAGCUGACAUAUUUAAGUCAACAACAAAAAAAAGUUUUUGAUUUUUUUUAUUAAUAUUACUCACUACGACUCUUUAUUUGAAAACACCAGUUUUAUUAUACAGCGGGAAUCAUUUUAGAAAAGCUUGGUUUUACUAUUUUCUAUACUUACUGUUUCAAACUACAGAAUCAGAGUUGCUGAAGUUAAUAUCUACAGUCAGAAUAAUGUGGCCAAACUGCCUCCUCUCUCGUAUAUAUCGAGUGUUUGUUUUGAGAGAGCUGGCUUCUUAUUAGUACAAAGAGAGAUCUGUUCUUAUUUUUGUCUAAUGCCCAUUUUGUACAAACAGAAAGUUCACGUCUCUGGCACGUGUGCUGUUAUGCAUAUGUGUGUGAGGUGUGAGUGUGUGUGUGUACAUACAUGUCUGAUUGACAAUACUUGCUAAUUAUAAUUUCAUUGAUGUUUUUAUGUAUAUGUUGGGUCUCCCUUUUUAUUUCAACCUCUUGGGAUAUUUUAAAACAAACAUGACGGAUGCCAUUUUGACAGCAUAUUAAAUCAACGACAACAGUCCUUUGAAUCAUCCUUUUUGCUGAAAUGUUAUAAUUAUUAUUAUUUCUUUUUUCCUUUUUUUUAUGGAAUAGUGAAAAAGAUGUAACCAUUCCCUUUUAUAGCUGCUGUAAGGACAGUAAACUGUUUCACUAGCUUUCAAUCUAAUAAUGAAAUCACUUCAUUUAGAUGAUGAGUUUAAAACUGUGUUAAGGAAAAUUAGUGUGAAAGUUUAAAUAAAAAGCAAUAUCAUACCUA
Messenger RNA from Carassius auratus (goldfish), 3308 nucleotides. RefSeq names its product nicotinamide phosphoribosyltransferase-like. Lineage: Eukaryota; Metazoa; Chordata; Actinopteri; Cypriniformes; Cyprinidae. Gene Ontology annotation, biological process: NAD+ biosynthetic process. The coding region runs from base 16 to 1686 and encodes 556 amino acids. The transcript is spliced from 12 exons. The record is from RefSeq and is a predicted model, not a curated record. Gene Ontology annotation, molecular function: nicotinamide phosphoribosyltransferase activity.